Messenger RNA from Acomys russatus (golden spiny mouse), 1766 nucleotides. It is a transcript of the gene Ttc23, whose product is annotated as tetratricopeptide repeat domain 23. The transcript has 12 exons. The record is from RefSeq and is a predicted model, not a curated record. Lineage: Eukaryota; Metazoa; Chordata; Mammalia; Rodentia; Muridae. Gene Ontology annotation, molecular function: protein binding. The coding region runs from base 114 to 1508 and encodes 464 amino acids.
AGGUAGGUCUGACUGGCAGUUGUGAGUUCAGACAGAGAGGCCUGUGAAGCUGGCAAGGAGAAGGUGGUGUAUGGAGCCUGGGCUGAUUUCUAAUGAAAAUUUAAACCCCAGCUAUGACUGUUACAAAGAAAAGAAAAGCAGCUGAUGAUAAGCGUGUAGCUCAAAAGGACAAUGUGUAUGAGAAUAUGCAAGAGUCACAGGAGACCCACAUGUCCAACCACCUUGACGAAGUCAUUGCUGCUGUCAACGUCACUUCUAAAAAGAGGAUCCCGAACAAGCUGCUCCAGACAGCGCUGUUCCAGCCCCCUCGAGAGAAACUCCACCUGUGUGAAGAGAAAGCAAAGUGGUACUCCAGCAGCCAUGAGUACAAACAGGCCAUCCAGGAGCUUGUGCGCUGUGUGGCAUUAACGAGAAUUUGCUAUGGCGACUCUCAUUGGAAACUAGCAGAGGCUUAUGUUAAUCUGUCUCAAGGCUAUCUCCAGCUGAAAGGGUUGUCACUGCAAGCAAGGCAACAUGCAGAAAAAGCCAAAGAGAUCCUGGCUAACUCCAUUGAGAGUCCCUAUCAUGACAAUACAGAUUUCUUCAAGUGUUCCAUAGAGCUUUUCUAUACCAUGGGGAAAGCGCUGCUUGACCUUCAGAAGUUCAAAGAAGCCUCAGAGAACCUGGUGAAAGCAGAGAGACUUUCUAAGGAGAUGCUGCAGUGUGGAAACAUGAUAAAGGAAGAGUGGCUGGAAAUCCAAGCUCGGAUCAAGUUGUCCUUCGCACAGGUAUAUCAAGGCCAGAAAAGACCAAAAGAAGCUUUGCCCUGCUAUCAAAAGGCUUUGGAAUAUACUGAGAUCAUCAGAGACGAAAACAGUAUUGAGUGUGUACCCAUACUCAGGGAACUGGCAGGCGUGGAGCAAGCCUUGGGACUCUACGAUGCUGCCAUCAACCAUUUCUCACGGGCACAUCUCAUCGUCCUGAGUAAAGAUCCCUCCCCAGCGGAAGCCGCAGACUCCGCACACUUUAUUGCCCGGGCUGCUGUUGCUUCUGGGAUGUACGACCACCAUGAUGUGGCCGAGAAGUAUUUUCAGGAAAGCAUGACUCAUGCCAAGGAUUCUGAAGGAACAGGAAGAGCCAAGUUUCUCUCGAUUCAAGAUGAAUUUUGCAAUUUUCUGCAAAUCACUGGACAAAAAGAAAGAGCCACGAUGAUACUGAGAGAGUCCCUGGAAGCCAAAGUAGGAGCAUUCGGUGAUUUCAGUCCCGAAGUGGCAGAAACAUACCGGGUCCUGGGCAGGGCAGACCUGGCACAGGGAAACCACAGCGGAGCACACACAAAACUGAAAAAGGGAAUUAGGGGCCAGGGAGAAGACACUUCAACCACCAAAGAGUGUGCUCAGAUUGAGACGUUCCUGUACGGCUCGCAGGACAAGAGGACUGUGUCCACCCAGCAGACCCUAGACACAAUGUCCAAGCAACGGCCAACCGUGACCCUCACACUCCUCAACUGUGGACACCCUUCAAGAUGAGAAGGUGCUCCCUUUCUCCUGGCUGCCUUUCCCCAAAGAGAAUCUUCCCGUCAUCUCGGCUGAGGCCGAAAGGCUCUUCUGAAGUUGGAGCCUCACGUCAGGAAAGGAGACUCACCUGAUCACAGGCAGAGGAACCCGGUCAGAGCUGCUUCUGGGGCAGGGAGACUCUGCACAAUGCCUUCCUUAUAGGAAAGUAAGAAUAACCAAGAAGAAAUGCCAAUAAAGAGAAACGUGUGCUUGUGUCACUUUGUGUGUUUA